UACCUCUUAUGCCUGAUGAGGAUAAAACCUUUAGUGGCUCUUUAGUUUUGGUUUUGAGAAUUUGAUGACGUCACCUGCACACACUCCACUGAUAUCUUAGACUCCAUUAUUGGCCGCUGUUCGGGAAGUGAGUCCGCGCUCCUCUGUCGAGGAGGAACUUAGACAGGCCCCAGAGAGCGAUGGAAAUUGAGCCUGAAUUUAUCAUUCGUAAACGUGAAAUUGUUGGUAAUUCGUUCAUUUGAUGAAAAAGUCAGAACGUUAAAACUUCCGGAGAAAAUUAGCAUCAGAACAGAUGGGACUGUUUGUGCUGAUAUCAACCCGAGCUUAAUCAACGUGUGGUAUCAUAUACAUGAAACUGACAGCAUAAGGGAAAAAAACAAUUUUCAUUUCUCUCGGCGCGAAUUUUUUGAUCUUCUCCUCUUUGUUGUGGUCAACAAUUAUCGUUUAUGCCUCUUAAUCCACGUCCUUAAUUUUUGCAGGGGUACUUGUGAUGGUCUAAAGAAAUCAAUGAACAAUAGCUUUAGUUCACAGGAAGUUUUAACAUCGUGUGAGAAACUUUGCGGAAAUGGUGAUCGAAAGUAUUUUGCCCGAGUGAACAAAUAUAACGAAACUUUCGUUCUUUUAAAUUGUUUUGCUAGCCCGAUACACGUAAAAGAAUGUGUUUGCUAUAAGUAUCAAGCAUAUUGAAUGUCCGUGUUCUUUUUCGAAUUUAAAAAUGUCUUGCGCAAGUCAGUUAACUAGCGGCGGCUUUAGGUUCUGUUUUGAUGCAAUCAAAAGUCUCAAGGCCGUACACCUAGUUUCGCUUUUAAUUUUCCAUAUGGUUGCCAUACAUUCAGUCUUGUAAUGUUAGUUCCGAGAGAAUGUGGUGUUAGUUUUUCAAGGCUAUAUGUCGUAUGGUUGACAACGUCCGCUGACAGGUGUCCUCUGGUCUUCAAGAAGGAAUCACCUCUCGAUAGAUUAUUUCGUUUGCCACGAGAAGGCCUUGAUAUUGCUGAGCUCUGCGUCACUACAUCGCUCCUUAACAUGCACAUCCCUGGCAGUUAUUAUUUCCUCUUGAUCCCUGGCAGACUAAGCAAACCUGGGUUUAUUUACCCCGCUCGAAAUGGACUGUAUGCUCUUCUGCUUAGAAUUCAUAAUUUGCUCGUGUCUGUUUUCUCUAAUCUAGGAUUCGAAACAAUGAAUAUGUAUUUGCAACAUAGCGCCAUACUUGGACAAGAGAGAUGUACUGAAAAAAAUUAGCAACGAACGAUCGGAUCCUUCGUCGAAAUUCUAACAAAAUUCAAGUGAUUUUGAGAAGUUCUUCCUUUUUCGAUCUAAUGAAUAAAUCAUGUGCUGCUCAUUAAAGCGCACUUUAUUUCACACCUUAAGUUUGACCACCUGUUCGUACGAAAAGCAGGACACAAUGAAACCAACCACGCACUCUUAUCUUUCUGUUUGCACAAAGCCUGACAAUCUUCAAACGAUCGGAGAUGUCAGAGUGCUUUGCGCAUACCAUUCUUAUGCAAAUGAAUCGAAAACUUACAAAAAUUAAACAUAAAUAUACCGUUUUCUUUGAUAGCUCAACCACUACCUCAGGUAAAAUAUUAAUUUCAAUAAAAAAUGAAAGUCCUAAGUAGUUUCAAAGUUUCCUUUUUGUGUCAAUUACCUCAGAUAUCGCAAAUAUUCCGCCAUUUUUUUCCAGGUAAGAAAUGGGUGCGAAAUUCUAAAAGUCGCUUCUCGCAUUUCAAAACAAAGCAUAUACACGCAUGCGCAAUUCCUCUCCACUCAUUCGAACCUAUAAUUGUUACAAGGGAAACGAUCUUGUAAUUAUUAUCAUAGCCAUAAAAUGCGCAACUACAAAUCGACCUUCGGCGUGACGGAAUGUCGCGGAGAAAUAAUUCUACACUGAAACAAAAACGUGAAGCAAGGCGUUGGAAAGAAAAGAAACUCAAGGGAAUGUGAAUGUGGUUUUAAAGGAAAAAAGACCAAGAAUUUAUGUGGUGAAGAACUGAUUUAAUUUGUGCAUCGCUUCCAUGAUGCCUAAUGGUGGACCGGGGUCGAAUCCUUCCAGCCGACGUCCCUCGCUUCGACCGCCAAGUCCAGGGUCGGAUGCGGCAGUGACACAGUUGCAGCCCCGCAGAGGCUCCAGGGUGCUCUUUGAUACCAAGACUCCUCCGUCAAUUCUGCGAUGGGAAAUUUUAAACCGCGUUCUGGCGCUGUCUGUAAAGGGAGAUUGGCCGGCAGUUGACCAACAUCUCAACAGCCUGGGACGAAACAACAUGGAAAUAUCGUCGGCCGAGAUGGAAGACAACGGUUUAACUCCGUUGAUGUUAGCGGCCCGGGACAAUAAACACAACAUCGUCGAAAAACUUCUUGAGCUUGGCGCUGUAGUUACCGACCGAGAUAAGGGGGGACGCUCAGCUUUACACUAUGCCUCUUCCUCUGGUUCAGACGGAAUCGUCAAACUUCUUCUCUCGAAAAAGGCGGAUGCGAGUCUCACAGCAGGGCCUGAAGAGCAGCUGCCGCUGCACAUGGCCUGCAGCCGCCCCUCUGGCGCCGUGGAGAUUGUCAAAACGCUCCUAAAAGCGUCUGGGAAGGAUGCCAAACUCACAAGUGACAAAAGUGGAUCUAUCCCACUGUACCUCGCGAUCGUGGCAGGAAACCAACAAGUCGUGAAAGAGCUGCUUGGUUCCCAAGCUGAACAACAAGUCAAGAUCACCCGAGGGGCCAGCGGAGACACCGUGUUACACGCCGCUGUACGAAAGAAAGACGUUGACAUUGCAAAGUUUCUUGUCGAAUUUGGCUGUCCCGUCGAUGUGCAAAACGCGGAGGGACAGACGGCCCUACACAUCGCUGCUUAUGAAGGAGAUGAGGCAAUGAUCAAAUUUCUUCAAACAACUCGCGUCGACGCGAACAUCGCCGAUUCACACGACCGCACGCCACUACACUUGGCGGCUCAAAGAGGUCACUCAGUCGUAGCUGAGUUCUUAGUGGACAAGCUGAAAGCAAACGUGAAUUUGAGAACAAAGGAUGGCAGCACAUUAAUGCACAUAGCAUCACAAGCUGGACACCCCGACACUACACUAGUGUUCCUCAAGAAGGGUGUGCCACUCCACAUGCCCAACAAGGACGGUGCUGUGUGUCUCCAUGCUGCGGCGAGAAAAGGUCACGUGGGUGUCGUUAGGGCGCUGCUGUCAAAGGGCGCCACUGUGGACACAAAAACAAAAGACCAAUACACCGCUCUACACAUCGCCGUGAAGCACUGCAAACCACAAGUAGUCCAAAUAUUACUGGGAUACGGUGCUAACGUUCAGCACAGAGGCGGAAAGGCCGAGGAGACGCCGUUACACAUUGCAGCGCGGAUCAAAGAUGGGGAUAAAGUGGCAGAGAUGCUGAUCAAGAGUGGAGCGGAUGUUAACGCACCGAGUGAUAAUGGAGAAACGGCUGUGCACGUUGCAGCGCGCUUUGGAAACUUGAAAGUGUUAAAGCUGCUCAUCAACGAGAAAGCGGAUACUGCAAGGAGGGCGAAGAAUGGUGAGUCUGCCCUACAUCACGCCAUCCGUGCUGGACACUACUCUGUUCUGGAGGAACUGAUCCGAGUUCUCUUCCAAGUGAAGUCUAAAGCUGUGGCCAAGCUAGUCAUCAAUAUGCCGACUGAUAAAGGCGAGACUCCUCUUCAUUACUCAGCCCAGCUCUCCAAGUCAAAGGUUAAAGGAAAUGCCGAUAUUGACAUCGUCCAACUACUCCUUGAACACGGUGCCGAUUGCACAGCGGUCACUCACCAGUCCAUGGAAACUCCAAUCCACGAGUGCGCACGCUCAGGAAAUAACGACAUCUUGAUCGCGUUACUAGAGUCCAUUCCCCCUUCCAAGCUGCAGGCCACGGUCAAUAAGCGAUCAUCGAGUGGUUCUUCGCCCUUGCUUGUGGCUUCUUACAAAGGAAACGUCGAAGUCGUUCGCACGCUGAUUAAGUACCAUGCCAGAGUUGAUGUGUUUGAUGAGUCCGGCCGUGCUGCUCUACACGUGUGCGCUGAACGAGGCCAUCUUGAUGUGGCUAAGGAAUUGCUCGAGCAUAAAGCUUAUGUGAACGCUAAAAGCAAGGUGGGACUCACUCCUCUCCAUCUGGCGGCAGAGAGCGGUCAUAAAGAGCUAGUCGGUCUUCUAGUCGCCAGUUACAAAGCAAGUGUGGACGCCUUCACACUGGAAAAGAAGACAGCACUGCAUUUAGCCGCGGAGAAGGGUCGACUGCAGGUCUGUGAGCAUCUUUUAGAGUUGAGAGCUGACAUCAGUGCGUUGGACAACAAAGGACAAACUCCUCUUCAUUACGCCGCACAAAACGAUCAUUCCGAAGUAGUGACGCUGUUCCUGAAUCGUAAACCUGGAGUCAUGAUGCAACAAAACGCGGAAGGCAGCACCUGUGUUCACAUCGCAGCGAUGAAAGGCAGUGUAUUAGUGAUGACAGAACUCUUGAAAUUCAACCCUUCAGGAAUUACAACAGCAAGAAACAAGCGUAAAUUUGCCACACCCCUGUUGCUGGCGGCCAGCGGUGGUCAUAAAGUUGUUGUAGAAGUGUUGAUAGCGCACGGAGCCUCGGCAAGUGAUGAAGAUGCGGAUGGGAUGACAGUUCUUCAUCUGGCAGCCAGGUUUGGUCACGUGGACGUGCUAGAGGUUUUGCGCGGGAAAGUUCCUUGGAGCAUGGCAAGCGUAAAGACUGGCUUGUCCGCUCUUCACGUGGCCGCCCAGUACGGUCAGAUCGAAGUAGUCAGAGAAAUGCUCCUAAAGGUGUCCGGGACAAUCAAAAGCGAGUCUCCUUCAAUGGUGGAUAACGGUGAAAAAGGACCACGCUCGGACUACUGUUUCACUCCGUUACAUUUAGCCGCACAGUCUGGUCACGUGGGUGUCGUGCGAAUACUGCUGAACUCGCCUGGAGUGCGCGUGGACUCGGCAACAGCCGUGCAGGGUUCCAUUCCUCUUCACUUGGCCGCAGAGAAUGGUCACUCUGAGGUUGUUAGCAUUCUGUUAAGUAAAUCAACACUACAGCUCCACGUUAAGGACAAGAUUGGACGAACAGCCAUGCAUCUGGCUGCCGCCAAUGGACAUAGAGAACUGAUCUCUCAGCUGAUCGGACAGGGAGCAGAUAUCAACGCGCCUGAUGAGAAUGGCUAUGCACCGAUGCAUAUGGCAGCCGAGGCGGGUCACGUUGAAGUCGUUAAACUGUUGGUGGAGUCUGGGGCGUCACCCAGGGCAGAAUCUCUGGAUGGCAAGUUUUCCAUUUGUUAUGCUGCCAUGCACGGUCACCUAACAGUAGUAAGGUAUUUACUGCAACAGGAACUCAACACCGAGCUGUUGUUAGCUGACCGGAAGUUCUUGUUUGAUCUGAUGGUUUGCUCAAACUUGGAUGAAAACGAGUCUGUCAUCGACUUCAUUCUCCAAUGCCCCGCACCAAUCUACGCCGCGGCCAAGCUCUCGAAACACUACCGGAACGAGUCGACGCGGGAAAAAGAGCGCGGCCGCGACCUGCUGGCGGCGGGAAACGUUUGUGAGAACAUUGCGUCCGAGCUGCUUUCCCUCGCAUGCGCAGAUAGCGCAGAGAAACUGCUGACGGCCGUUGACGACCGGGACGUACCAUUUCUGGAUUACCUGAUCGAGUGCGAGCAGAAAACCUGCGUAUCACACCCUUUGGUUCAGGUUUAUCUCGGGGAUGUUUGGCGCGGAGACUUUCAGUGGGAUGACUGGAAGUACUUUCUGUUGUUUACGCUGUGCCUGAUAUGUCCGCCGCUAUGGGCUUUCCUUUGUCUACCGUGGAACGUUAGGUAUCAUAAGAUACCGAUUAUUAAAUUCAUCUGCCAUCUGAUCUCUCAUUUCUACCUUAUUGUAUUGUUUAGCUUCACUGUCGUGGUACCGUGGGAGGAUUUGACUGGUGCAACGUUACUUCCCAGGUGGUACGAGUGGCUUUUAUUAAUCUGGUUAUCAGGACUAUUAUUAUCGCAGCUCACGGACCCCCACGACCGCGCGGGACUGGGUUGGAUCCCGAUCAUUGUGUUAUUUUUAAGCCUGAUCGGCAUUUUGCUACAUUUAGCGGCGUUUGGUUUCCAAGACCAGCACAGAAUCGACGUGAUAUACUCUCGGAACCAGUUUUUCGCGAUAUCCAUGAUGCUUUGCUUUGCGCAGUUGUUGGAUUUUCUCUCUUUUCAUCAUUUGUUCGGUCCAUGGGGGGUGAUCAUCCGGGACCUCAUGUACGACCUGGUGCGAUUCCUCGUAAUUCUAUCAAUCUUCAUGGUUGGCUUCACCGCUCACCUGGCAGCAGUCUACCGACCUAUGUCGACCUAUCAACCUAGUGAAGGCGGGAAUGGGUUGCAAAGCACGGCUGUGGACUUCUUUCGUUGCUUCGAACUGUUAUUUUUUAGUUUAUUCGGAUUAACAGAGGUCGACAAGCUAAAAGAUGGCGCCAAAGACAACUCCACGUUUAUGCUAGCCAAAGCUACGUUCGGGAUCUAUAAUGUGAUAACAAUCAUCGUUCUUAUUAAUCUGCUCAUCGCUAUGAUGAGCGACACUUACCAGCGAAUUCAGAUGCAGUCAGACAUUGAGUGGAAAUUCGGCCGCGCCAAGUUGAUCCGAAACAUGAAGCGUUCGACCACCACCCCCUCCCCCCUUAAUCUUGUCACCAAACUAUUCUCUUACUUGCGCUUGCUGUACAAGACGAAACUCAAAUGCUGCCGGGCGGACAUUAUUGAUAUUCUACGCACAGAUGAACAGCUUCCGGAAAGCACCUCGAUGAACCCGUUAUAUGAAACGUCCAACACGUGGCUUCCCAACGGAGGUCUUCGUCAUCGAAAUAGCACUCAGAGAAAUGCUCGAAUCGAGGAGGUUAUUGAUUGGAAGACCCUGGUGAAAAAGUUUUUAACUCUUCGAGGUAAUAGCAGUGAGGUCGCGACGCAUGGCCAAGCCAAUCGCGACAAACUUUUGUCGCCACGUGAGUCGCACGUGAACAUGAGAGGAAGAACCGAGUCCGCAAUGGGACCCGGCCGACCUGGCACUUCAAUGGGUUCCGCUAUGUCUCUCCAUCGUGUGGUGGCCGCGACGGUAAGGAAGAUUGACAUUGUGUCAAACAUAAAGGAUAUGAAUGACGCGGUUUGAUCCAGUUCUACAAAGUGAAUUUCUGUUGGAGUUAAGACUAUUUACGUCUAAAGAUGUUGUCCUGUGUCGCUCGGCCGGAAAACUGGCGACGGCAACAAAAGAGAGAACGUCACGAAACAAACGCUUUAACGAAGCGUGUAGUGAUUUUGCACGUGCGUUACACAUUUUCGUACUCUUGAAUCGUUUUUAAUUUAGCCGUCUUCAGCUAACUUGAACCACGAUGGCUAACAGGUCAUUUCUGAAUUGCCUUUGCUUUUGGAUCUGUGUGAAAACAAGUUUUGAUGCGAAACCAUUCAUGUGAAAAUUUGUUUCACCUGUGUGUUCAUUUUCGUGAAGAAAAAAAAAAAUCAUGUACAUAUGAAAAGUUUUGCACGAGGAAUGUUUUCAGACAGGAAGAAAAGGCAACUCAGAAAUGCUCUAUUACGGCAUAAUUGAUAAAGUAAGUGCUAUCUUUCCAUAUUCAGCUCGAGCUAGCUCUUGAGCGCAUAGACACUACCUAGAUAAUUGCGAAUUUACUGGGCGUUGUCUUUGUUGUCGCCUGUCCUCAUUGCGUAAGCCGACCAGAGUGUUUCCAUCAGAAUAGAAACCGUAAAUGUUGCGGUAAAAAUAGCAUACUAAACUAAGAGAUAUAACAGGGUCAGAGGGUUAAUCCCUUUGGAAAACAUCUCUCAAGUUAUCCCUCCGGAGGGUUUAGAAAUAUCUAAUCCAGUGACGAAGGCUUUGACCCCGUGGACGGCCCAAGCGGCUUUACACAUAUUGUCAUCCUGUACAAAAACAUCCAGGCAACGUGUGUAAUAGCAUUAUCGGUGGAAGAACUGGGUGUCAUACCUAAAAAAAACCUUAGAGGGAUAAUCAUGGGUAUAAGGCCUGUAGGGGAUUAACUCUUUUACUCUUCAUCCUCUCUUGACUAAACCAAUCAGAACUGAAAGCGAAAAUUCACGUAAUCCAAGUCACUAUCGGUUAUGGUCUUGAGCCUGAUUAGCCGAAAAAAUACCAUGUGCAAUCUGAUUGAACAUGCAGUGACUGUCUUUAAAAUGUGCGGGCUCAGGUUCUUCAGCUGUAUGAAGUCUGCCAAAGUGAACCAAAUAGAAAUGCACGUAAUUGCUUGUUUUGAGUUUUUAGCCAGUAAACAGGAAAAGAUACAAAAUAUUUGGAAUAAAUUGUAGAUUUUAAAGACUUGUUUUUGAUAGAUUUAUUUUGAUAUUCGUGAAACUACUAUUUAUUGUUAAAGGGACAAAUAGUUAAAGAGACAAACGAUAGAAACAUUUCUUAACGUACGUUAUUUAAUUCAUUCGUAGAAAUUAAGGUCUUUAGUUGCCCCUAGGUGUUCUCUUCCUUUCGCAGGCGAGCGCAAGGUCAGUACGCGUCAAAUCGGUUUGACUGGAAGGGAACGCCUGAACACUAGGCAGGUAGAGUUCAGUAAUCAUCUCGUGCUCUCGUAAAACCUAAACGUAGAACCGUAGCACGUUAAGAAGCGUGUGCAGCAUUUUUUGAAAGGAAUUGUUGACCGAGAUAGAGAGGACAUAAAACCAUUGUACACCGGUGCCUUUUUGCGUGUUGACUUCCUAGAACUGAGAACCUAGGGCGCUUUCCAUUCAACUAAAAAUGUCGAAAAUGUAGAAAUGGAGACAAAUGGUGGGAAAUUUCCUCGGAGAGUUUCCACAAAAACCGGAAAUUGUUGAAUUUCCGAAAAGUGGACAAUUCCACCGAAAGUUCCGGAAAUUUCGGGUAGAAAGUCAAAUGGAACGGAAA
Molecule: messenger RNA, 8867 nt
Organism: Orbicella faveolata
Lineage: Eukaryota; Metazoa; Cnidaria; Anthozoa; Scleractinia; Merulinidae
Biological process (GO): calcium ion transmembrane transport
Cellular component (GO): membrane
Molecular function (GO): protein binding; calcium channel activity
Source: RefSeq, a predicted model, not a curated record